Striga hermonthica is the source of this 1533-nucleotide messenger RNA. NCBI's taxonomy places the organism in Eukaryota, Viridiplantae, Streptophyta, Magnoliopsida, Lamiales, Orobanchaceae. The record is from the annotation of a GenBank genome assembly.
AUGAGCAAAGAAGAGUUCUUGAAGAUUCAGACUUGUGUUCUUAAAGUCAAUAUACACUGUGAUGGAUGCAAGCAUAAGGUGAAGAAAAUCUUGCAGAAGAUUGAAGGUGUAUACACCAUAAAAAUAGAUUCAGAGCAAGGCAAGGUCACGGUGUCCGGCAACGUCGAUUCGUCCACCCUCAUAAAGAAGCUGGUAAAAAACGGCAAACAUGCCGAGAUUUGGGGUGCGCCAAAGUCCAACAACAAUAACCAAAACCAGCUCAACAACCAGUUGAAGAACCUCCAAAUGGAUAAUGGCAAAGGGGGCAACAAUAACAAUACCAAAGGCCAAGCCCAGAAAGGAGGUGGUGGUGGUGGUAAUAACAGUAACAACAACAACAACAAGAAUAAUAAUAAUAACAAUAAUCAGCAAAAAGGAGGUGCCAACAAUAGCAAUAAUAAUAACCAGGCGAAAGGCGGCGGUCAGAACCCACAGUUUCAGCAGCUCCAGCAGAUGAAGGGGUUUCAGGACAUGAAGAUGAUGGGGCAGUUGAUGAAGGACAUGAAGAUGCCGGCAAACGGCAAGGAUCAGAAUGCAAAAUCGGUCAAGUUCAAGGUUCCGGAGGAUGAUGGUGGCUUGAGUGACGAUGAUUAUGAUGACGAUUUUGAUGAUGAUGAUGAAGAUGACUUUGACGAUGAUGACUUGGAGGACGAAAUGGAUGAUGGGCCUCCGUCCAAGAUGAAGCCCGUUAUGGGCAAGGGGCCUGGCGGCAGCAUGGGCUUGCCCAACAUGAUGCAUAACAUGUUGAACGGUCAGAACCCUCAUCUCGGAAAGGGUGCUGGAGGCGGUAAUGGCGGCAACAAUGGCGGUGGAAAUGGGAAAAAAAGCGGAGGUGGAGGCGGAGGCGGAGUGAAUAUUCCGGUUCAGAUGAAUCAUGGUGGUGGCAAGAAGGGUGCAAAUGAGAAUAAAAGUAAUAAUAAUGCUGGUGGAAAUCAAAAUCAAAACCAAGGUGGUAAGGGCGGCAAGAAUGGUGGCGGCGGCAAUAAUGGCCAAGCCAAGAACGGCGGUGGCGGUGGUGGUGGCAGCAAUGGUAUGAUGAACGGAGCGAAGAAAAUGGCCGGAUCGAACGACGGGCCUCACGGCGUGCCAGGCAUGAUGGUAGGGGCCCACAUGGGGAACAUGCAGAUGGGCCCGAUGGGUGGCCAAAUGGGGAAUCUUGCGGCCGUCCAGGGGCUGCCGGCGUCUGGCGGCGGCUAUUUCCAGGGAGGAGGAGGUGGUGGUCCCGAGCGCGGUGGGCCCGCAGGGGGCCCAUACAACAUCCCGUACCAGCAGCAGCAGCAGAUGGCAGCGAUGAUGAUGAAUCAGCAGCGGGCGAACGGGAACGAGAGGUUCCAGCCGAUGAUGUACGCCCGGCCACCGCCGGCUGUGAAUUAUAUGCCUUCGCCGUACGGGCCGUACCACGGGGGAUACCCGUCUUACCCGCCACCGGGAGAGCGGGUCGAUCAGUACUCGAUGUUUAGCGACGAGAACACAGACAGUUGUGCCGUGAUGUGA